AUGUCAUUACCACCUCCGCCCCUCGGCCAAGGUGCUGGCUACGGAGUUGUACUGGGACUUGGAAUUGGAUUCGCCAUUGGAAUGGUACUCGUGACAAGACAGUUGAAGAAGACUUUCGGAGAAGAUAACAACACGACUGAAACGUUCAUGGUGGCAAAUCGAAGCAUCGGCACAGGGUUGACUGCAUCCGCAGUGAUCUCCUCUUGGCUUUAUACCAGCGCGCUCCUUGGCUCACCGUACCUCACCUACUCCUACGGGAUCGCACUCCCGCUUUGGUGGGCGGCGGGCCAAAGCACAAUGAUCUGCAUGUUCGCCUGGAUCGCAAUUCAAGCCAAACGUCGCAUUCCAAACGCUCACACCCUUCUCGAACUGAUCAGAGGCCGCUAUGGAACCGUUGCGCACCUCCUCUGGAUCGUGAUGGCUCUCAUCAACAACUUGCUCAUCUUCUCUCAGAUGAUUGUCGGUGCCGCCGCGGCAGUCUCUUCAUUGACCGGGAUGAACAUCAUCGCGGCGACAUAUCUCCUUCCUGCAGGGGUUGUGGUGUACACCUAUUUUGGGGGGUUGAGGGCCACCUUUCUGACAGACUACAUUCACACUGUCAUCAUUAUGAUCAUACUCGUUUGGCUGACGAUUCAGCUGUUGACCAUCAAGGAGAUUGGCUCUAUUGGUGCCCUCUACGAUGCUUUGGUGCCUCUUGGGAAAAAAUAUCCCGUUGCUGGAAAUUACGAGGGAUCAUACUUGACCAUGACCAGCAACCAGUCAGUAUGGUUCGGCAUCAUCCACGUCUUGACCAAUUUCGGUGUGGUCUUCCUUGAUACGGGUUUUUGGCAGAAAGGCUUCGCGGCAGAGGUGGAGGCUGCCGUGCCCGGGUACAUCCUUGGAGGCAAUGCCUACUUCGCCAUUCCUUUUGCUUUCGGCACCAUCAUGGGACUUGGAGCACAAGCUCUGGAAUCCACACCUGCGUUCCCGACAUACCCAAGACGAAUGACGGCGGAGGAGGUAUCGAGUGGUCUCGUGCUCCCGUUCGUUUCACAAGCCAUUGCUGGCAAAGGAGGCGCCGGUGCGGUGCUGGUGAUCAUCUUCAUGGCAUGCACCAGUGUCAGCUCCGCUGAACUCAUCGCCAUCAGUUCAAUCUUCUCCUUUGACAUCUACAGGACCUAUUUCAACAAAAAGGCUACCAACAAGCAGAUUAUAAGGAUGUCGCACGUCGGAGUCAUUGGCGCAUGGCUCGUUGUGUCGAGCAUGGCCACCGGAUUCUACAAAGGGGGCGUGGACCUGAACUGGCUGCUGUACUUCCUCGGCAUCCUGAUCUGCCCGGCCCUUUUCCCAACAACCUUCGCGCUCGUAUGGAAGAAGCAGACAAGAACCGCUGCAAUAGUGGCGCCACUGUGUGGCUUCGCAGCCGGUAUCUCAACAUGGAUUGCAACCGCUGCAAUCGAAGGAUCCGCAAGCAUUCCAGCCCUGGGCAUGGCCUUCCCCUGCAUGUACGCCACCGUGGCCAGCACCUUCACGCCGCUGCCCAUCACAAUCGCAGUCUCCUACCUCUUCCCUGACAACACCUUCGACUGGCCAAAGCUAGCAAAAGCCAUUGAGCGAGUCGAAGACGACGAGCACGGCCAGCUCUCCGCCAAAGCCACGCACUUCAACUACGAUGCCUAUUUCUCGCCGCAACGCGUGCGAUACAUGCGGAAGAUGGCGCGCGUGGCUCUCUGGUGGGGAAUCAUUACUUUCUUGUGCCAGUGGGUGCUUUGGCCGAUUCCCAUGUACGGGGCGUACUUCAUCAUGUCGAAGGGACUCUUCACUGCCUGGGUAGUCGUAUCGCUCAUCUGGCUUUGGAUUGCACUGGGUAUCGCCAGCUUCUACCCUCUGAUCGAUGGAGGUGCGAAGAUGAUCUGGAUGGUCCUGAGAGGGAAGAAAACCGAGCCUGUUGGCGAGCCUGGAGAUGUCACACCUGCUCCGUCGGUCGUGUCGGAGAGGGAGAAGGAAAAGGAAUCGGAUGUUGUCGAGAUUGAUGACAAGAAGGAUGCCUUCUGAGCGUAAAGUAAUUGAUGCGCUUCGUAUCACUCCACAACGCCGUGUAAGGUAUAUACAGUUCACCAGGCACACAUGUGAACCCAUCGCUGUGUCUCCAGCCCUUCUCAUCUACUUCGUCACCUGUCCCGGCGUCACCACAUACGUCGGCCGUACAAAUCUGUAGACUGUCAAUACCACACUCCGGCUCUCCGCACAAGCAGGG
Messenger RNA from Neohortaea acidophila, 2236 nucleotides. RefSeq names its product SSS family solute:Na+ symporter. Gene Ontology annotation, biological process: urea transmembrane transport. The transcript has 7 exons. Gene Ontology annotation, cellular component: plasma membrane. Lineage: Eukaryota; Fungi; Ascomycota; Dothideomycetes; Mycosphaerellales; Teratosphaeriaceae. The coding region runs from base 1 to 2034 and encodes 677 amino acids. The record is from RefSeq and is a predicted model, not a curated record. Gene Ontology annotation, molecular function: urea transmembrane transporter activity.